Molecule: messenger RNA, 2461 nt
Organism: Odocoileus virginianus texanus
Lineage: Eukaryota; Metazoa; Chordata; Mammalia; Artiodactyla; Cervidae
Gene: LHX9
Product: LIM homeobox 9
Biological process (GO): regulation of transcription by RNA polymerase II; neuron differentiation
Cellular component (GO): nucleus
Molecular function (GO): RNA polymerase II transcription regulatory region sequence-specific DNA binding; DNA-binding transcription factor activity, RNA polymerase II-specific
Source: RefSeq, a predicted model, not a curated record
CGUUAGUGAGUCGAGCUCUCGGAGCGGUCAGAUCCGUCUGCUUCGCCUCCGCUCGCCCCGUUCCCGUUUGUUUUCUGCGCGUCUCCUUCAGGGAGUCGCCGGGGCUGGCGUUCCCCUGCUGCUUUUUCUUUUCCGAGCAGACCCAUUUCCACCGCGGCUGCCUCUUUCCUUCUUCCCCCUCUCCCUCUGUCCCCGAGCGUCUCGGCGCUCUCCCAUCGCCCCGCCUCUGCGCUCCCCGCUUCUCCUCCUCGGAGGAGCUGAGAGCCCCCGGGGCGAGUGUAUAUGGAAAUAGUGGGGUGCCGAGCAGAAGACAGCUCGUGUCCUUUCCGCCCUCCAGCCAUGCUCUUCCACGGGAUCUCUGGAGGCCACAUCCAAGGCAUCAUGGAAGAGAUGGAGCGCAGAUCCAAGAGCGAGGCCCGCCUGACCAAAGGCGCCCAGCUCAACGGCCGCGACGCGGGCAUGCCCCCGCUGAGCCCGGAGAAGCCCGCCCUGUGCGCCGGCUGCGGGGGCAAAAUCGCCGACAGGUACUACCUGCUGGCCGUGGACAAGCAGUGGCACCUGAGGUGCCUGAAGUGCUGUGAAUGUAAGCUGGCGCUGGAGUCCGAGCUCACCUGCUUCGCCAAGGACGGCAGCAUUUACUGCAAAGAGGAUUACUACAGAAGGUUCUCUGUGCAGAGAUGUGCCCGCUGCCACCUCGGCAUCUCCGCCUCCGAGAUGGUCAUGCGCGCCCGAGACUCCGUCUACCACCUGAGCUGUUUCACCUGCUCCACGUGCAACAAGACCCUGACCACGGGCGACCAUUUUGGCAUGAAGGACAGCCUGGUGUACUGCCGCGCCCACUUCGAGACCCUCUUGCAAGGAGAGUAUCCGCCGCAGCUGAGCUACAGCGAGUUGGCGGCCAAGAGCGGCGGCUUGGCCCUGCCUUACUUCAAUGGCACCGGCACCGUGCAGAAAGGGCGGCCCCGGAAACGCAAGAGCCCGGCGCUGGGGGUGGACAUUGUCAAUUACAACUCAGGUUGUAACGAGAACGAGGCCGACCACCUGGACCGGGAUCAGCAGCCUUACCCGCCCUCGCAGAAGACCAAGCGCAUGCGCACCUCCUUCAAGCAUCACCAGCUGCGGACCAUGAAAUCCUACUUCGCCAUCAACCACAACCCGGACGCCAAGGACCUCAAGCAACUUGCUCAGAAAACAGGCCUGACCAAAAGAGUUUUGCAGGUUUGGUUCCAAAACGCACGAGCCAAAUUCAGAAGGAACCUUUUGCGGCAGGAGAAUGGGGGUGUUGAUAAAGCCGAUGGCACGUCGCUUCCGGCCCCGCCCUCGGCAGACAGCGGCGCGCUCAGUCCGGCGGGCACAGCGACCACUUUAACAGACCUGACCAACCCCUCUCUCCCCGUAGUCACAGCCGUGGCCUCUAACCUGGACAGCCACGAGUCCGCCAGCCCCGCGCAGACUACCUUAACGAACCUUUUCUAACGCUGGGCUUUGGGCUUUUUUAAAUCGUCCUCUUCUUUUUAUUAUUAUUCGAAUGAUUAUUUUAUUAUUUACAAAACGAUUCCCCCCCACCCACCCACAAGAUACUUGGCAAGUAACGACGACAGCUUGGUGUGUAGUGUCUUGCAGCCACUUGGCAAAUGAGUUUACAGUUUCGUCUCCUUUACAAACUGUACUUUUUUUUCUUUUGUCUAUAAAGUGUAUUUGGAUUUAAAAAAAAAAGAUUAAUUAGAUCGUUCAGUCGGGAGAACAAAUCUUGGGGCAUUACAGCCAAACAUCCCGACGUUUGAAAAUUCCCUAAAGUAUUAAAAGAAGGGGAAAAGUUUGAUCGGAAAUCCACUGCAGUGAAGACAAAGACAAUAUUAGGUUAUGAUAAUCAUACAUUAAAAGAUCUAUUGAGCCAAAAAAAGAGAGAGAGAGACAGAGAGAGAGAAAGAGAGAGAGAGAGAGAGACCAAGAGACUUAAAUGUCAUUUACUGAAUGUUAACAAAACUUCUGUUCUUUAUGAUGUCUAACACAAAUGGAGGCUUAAAAUUAUAUGAUUUUAAACAAAGUGAGACAAACCGUGUAUAAUCCAGAGCAGCCAGGCAGUAAUAUGCCCACCCCAGAGCUGAAGAAAAUUAUUCUUGGAAAAAAAAAAAAAAUCCCACACAUUUGUCAAGCACAGCACUUGUAAAAUAAAGUCCAAAAGCAUUCAUUUCACCUGCUUGCUGAUGUGUUUUAGUCCUAUCUGUUAAUGACAUUUUCCAACUGUAAAUUCAAAGAAAAGCUAUCACUCAUUUAAGAGGAUAGGGAUCAGACCCCAGUAAUUUUAGUAUUAUUGUUUAUUACUUCCUUUUGAAACAGAAAUCUCUGCAUGCACUUUCACAUCUGUCACUUCUAGUGUACAUCUCUGUAUGAUGACUUAUCUUUGCUGUUCCUUGUAUGAUAAAUAGCUUUCAUUAAUAAACAUCUUAUUCGAUGGAAA